AUGGCGGGAAAUCAAAUCGUCGGAGACGGCGUUUUCCCGGAGAAUCUCGCCGGAAUGACAAAAACGCAGCUCUACGGUAUCAUGUCUCAAAUGAAGGCACAAAUCAUGCUCGGAAUGGUUCAGCCUCCUCAAGUGGUUCAGAAAGUUGAGACUCAAGUCGCUCCACAACCUCAACAGUCUCAUCAACCUCAAAAGCCUAAUGUUCAAGCUCAUAUGUCUUCUCUUCAAGGCGGGGUUGGAUUUCAAGAGCCAGCAGCUACAUUGCAGCCACAAGCCCUGAUUAGAAAACACACACUGCAACAACCAAUGCUUAUGCCUCCUCCUCCUCCACCUUCUGCUUCUGCAACCAGUAAUGCUCCAUCGCAGCAGCCUCGUUUUUCCCAUCCCCAGCGUCUGAAUAAUCCUGCUGCCACUUCUUUGUCUCAUCCACAGUCUUCUCAAGCUCAAAACGCGCCUCAUCCAGUUCCUCAUCAUCCGACAUCCCAAACACCUCCAUUUCAUCAUGUUGAGACAUCAGCCUCCUCCACUCAGUUGCCACAACAACAACCAAUGCACUCGGUUGUGGGUCCUCAUUUGGCUCAACAACAGCCUAGACCAUAUCAUCAUCAGUUUGGACCAUCCCAGACUGGUCCCAACGCUGGGUUUCAACACCGUGGCGCACCUCCUCAGCAUCAUUCUCAACCCUUGUUUCAUGCAAGUCCAGAACUCCCAGCUUCUGGUGGACCUCAGUUCCCGCAGGGACAGCCACGUCCCGUUAGUCAACCAACAUAUCAGGGUGGAGGUCAGUUUCGUAAAGACUACAAUAAUAACCAAUUAGGAUGUCCAACGGCUGCAGACAGAGUUCCUUCUUGGAUGGCUGGGCAAUCAGAGAGCUCAAACAUUACUCAUCUCCCAGGCUUUGGACCGGUGCCUCCACCAAGCCAAGUUGGACCUGGAGGUGGCCCACCACCUCGACCUGCACCGAUAUCUGCAGAGAUGGAGAAGGCAUUGCUUCAACAAGUGAUGAGCCUGACGCCAGAGCAGAUCAAUUUGCUGCCACCAGGACAGAGAAACCAAGUCCUUCAGCUCCAACAGAUUCUCCGACAGUGA
This is a messenger RNA of Eruca vesicaria subsp. sativa (arugula), 1089 nucleotides long. The record is from the annotation of a GenBank genome assembly. Lineage: Eukaryota; Viridiplantae; Streptophyta; Magnoliopsida; Brassicales; Brassicaceae.